CUGCUCUCAAAUACAAAGAACAAAAAGAGGUUUGAGGAAGUAGUUGCAGAGACUCCAAGACCGACGGCGGUGGAGAAACGAAGAAGCGAAGAAUCGCCUUUCAAUUCAAUUUAUAUGUAAAAGAAAAAAAAAAAAAAAUUAGAGAGAGAGGGAGAAAUGUGGAAUCGAGCGAGUGAUUGAUUGAUUGAUGCUGUAAUAUAAUUAUUAAUUGCGGGCAAGGAUGGUUGGGGAUGUGAACGGAACGACGUCGUCGAUGGCGGAAGCGCAGUACGUGGGGGCGAAGACGUCGGUGUGGUGGGACAUAGAGAACUGCUCGGUGCCGAAGGGGUGCGACCCGAACGCGAUCGCGCAGAACAUAAGCUCGGCGCUCAUGAAGAUGAACUACUGCGGGCCCGUCUCCAUCUCCGCCUACUGCGACACCCACCGCAUCCCCGACUCCAUUCAGCACGCGCUCUCCAGCACCGGCAUCGCCCUCUACCACGUCCCCGCCGGUGUGAAAGAUGCGAGUGACAAGAAGAUUUUAGUCGACAUGCUGUUCUGGGCAGUAGACAACCCUGCUCCCGCGAACUUUAUGCUGAUUUCUGGUGACAGGGAUUUCUCUAGUGCACUCCAUCAGCUGCGCAUGAGGAGGUAUAAUAUUCUUCUAGCACAGCCGCAGAGAGCGUCUGUGCCCCUUAUUGCUGCAGCAAAGACACUAUGGCUUUGGACGAGCCUCUCUGCUGGAGGACCACCGCUUUCGAGUGGUGAGUCAUCACAGUUUACUAACGGUUACCAUACCUCUAAUCAUGAAACAUCACAAUACCCAGUUUCUGAACCCAUUCAGUUAAGCCAACCCAUGACGGCCGGCAUUUCUGAAAACCUUUCUUUUGGAAAUCAAAGACCUCCUAGUGCUGGAAGGGUUGGUGGUGAUAACAAAUACAAAGGGAGCAUAUCAAGAGCCUCACGCAUGCCUGUCAACAAACUAAAGAGACGAUCAAUCUCUCAGGCAUCACAUCCAUCUAAAAGAUAUGCUACCCGAUCAAGUGAGAAACGGAACUUCUCCCCAACCUUAGCGAAACCAUGUGAUACGUGUGGAAAACAGCAUUUUGGAGUAUGUAGGAAGGUAAAACUGGUCUGUUUUAAGUGUGGUAAGUCCGGUCAUUUUCAGAGAAGUUGCCCAAAUAACAACCACCAAGGGGUUGAAGCCGCAAAAGAGCAGAUUUUAGCAAACACAACUGGCCAAGGCAAGGGCGAGAACACUAAUCCAAAGAGUAUUGAUAUUGAGAAAGAAGGUAUAGACGAAGUGACAGCCACACCCACGAGCCCACGACGACGACGACGCCUCACGACCCUCAUAGAGUUACACACAGAGCCACUAGUGCUACUAGUAGUGGAACAGAGUGGCGGCGUGCGGCAAAGGGGGCAACCGGCAUUGGAUAAUUUGGAAAUGAGCUCCAGGGCCAAAGAUAUGGACGGAUCGAUUCACCAAGAAAUCUAUUUGGAGUCUGGACUCACUGUUGAACAGUCCCACCAGUGCUACCAGUAGCGUCAAGCUUGUUGA
Molecule: messenger RNA, 1540 nt
Organism: Alnus glutinosa
Lineage: Eukaryota; Viridiplantae; Streptophyta; Magnoliopsida; Fagales; Betulaceae
Exons: 3
Coding region: 221-1525 (434 amino acids)
Biological process (GO): regulation of gene expression
Cellular component (GO): peroxisome
Molecular function (GO): RNA nuclease activity; nucleic acid binding; zinc ion binding
Source: RefSeq, a predicted model, not a curated record